This is a messenger RNA of Emiliania huxleyi CCMP1516, 1008 nucleotides long. RefSeq names its product Serine/threonine-protein kinase. Gene Ontology annotation, molecular function: calcium-dependent protein serine/threonine kinase activity; ATP binding; calmodulin binding. NCBI's taxonomy places the organism in Eukaryota, Haptophyta, Isochrysidales, Noelaerhabdaceae. Gene Ontology annotation, biological process: peptidyl-serine phosphorylation; intracellular signal transduction; protein autophosphorylation. The coding region runs from base 1 to 1008 and encodes 335 amino acids. The transcript has 2 exons. Gene Ontology annotation, cellular component: cytoplasm; nucleus. The record is from RefSeq and is a predicted model, not a curated record.
AUGCGCCGCCUCCUCUCCUCUCGACUCCUGCAUCCUCAAGCCCGGCGAGCGGGCCGCCGCCUCCUGCCUCGCACAACUGCCGAGGUCUGGGCUGCGGCGGCGAGCUGCGCCGCGGCCGCUGCCGGCGCCGCCGCCGCCGCCUCGCAGUCUAGUGAGAAGCCAGGCACGUCGGCGGUGCAAUCCCUCGUCAGGUUCAGCAGUACGGAGGAGCAUCGGAGGCUGGAGGACGACUACGAGCUCGGCGAGGAAAUCGGUCGCGGCCACUUUGCCACCGUGCGCCGGGCACGACACCGCGAGACUGGCGAGGUGGUGGCCGUGAAGCAGAUUGCGUCGAGCCGGAGGAGCAAGUCGGGCGGAGGCGGCGCUGCGAAGCGUCCGCCGUCCGAGGUGCGGCGCGAAGUCGAGAUCAUGCGCCUCGCCGGCCGCCACCGCAACAUCGUCGAGCUGCGCGGUGUGUACGAGACAGAGGGCGGCUGGGCGCUGGUGAUGGAGUACGUGGGCGGGGGAGAGCUGUUCGACCGGCUGGUGCAGUACGGCGCGUACUCGGAGCAGCAGGCCUCGGCCCUCUUCCGCCAGGUUGGAGAGGCGAUCGCCCACCUCCACGCGCUCGGCGUGUGCCACCGCGACCUCAAGCCAGAGAACCUGCUGCUCUCUGGCGCGGACCAGCGCCCGGGGGGGGAGGGCGAGGGGGAGCAGCCGCCCCUCACGAUCAAGGUGUGCGACCUCGGGCUCGCGGCGCACCUCGAGGCGUCGCAGGACCGGCAGGGCACCUGGGCGUACUGGGCGCCCGAGUGCUUCACCGCGACGCGAGGCAGCGGGCGCGAGAUCGACAUGUGGUCGGUCGGCGUCAUGCUCUACAUUAUGCUGUCUGGCCGACACCCCUUCGAAACCUUUCCGGGCGAGCCCGAGUCACAGGCGCCGCCGGCCCGCCCUCGCCCGGCCCGCCCGGCGGCGAGACGCGAGGGGACGAUUGGUAGACAAGUACCAGACAAACAGGUAAUGGGUUGA